Molecule: messenger RNA, 3205 nt
Organism: Porites lobata
Lineage: Eukaryota; Metazoa; Cnidaria; Anthozoa; Scleractinia; Poritidae
Source: the annotation of a GenBank genome assembly
AUGAGCAACACAACGGCCAACAGUUCCGGAAACUAUGUCUGCGCCUCUGCGAGUUGUAUUUUUACAAAAGAAGAACGCGAUGUUAUCGUAGUCUCGCUGUUUUCCAUUGCAGUAAUCUCACUGGCUGGAAAUAUUCCCAUUUUGAUUGUGAUUCUCUUUUCGGCGAAGAGGAGGAAUUCCUCCAACCUGUCGACUGUUAAUUUAGUCGUGUCAGACUUGCUCAUGACGGUGUUUUGCAUACCGUUUGUGACUUUGGAUAUGUACGUGUAUGACGCUUGGGUCUUUGGAUCUGCCAUGUGCCGUCUUGUAACAUUUGUACAGAAUUCUGCGAUCGUUGCCUCCUUGUUGAACCUUCUGACUAUAACGUGUGAGAAAUUUCUCGCUAUUCGGUUUCCGUUUCAUCUGCGCCUCAGAAAAAAACUGGUUUGCCGCUCCAUGCCCGUCGCAUGGAUCAUAGCCAUUGCACACUCAAUUUUCUACGUACAUUUCAGAAGAAGGAUGGAGUUUGGUGGUACAUAUUACUGCAUCGAUGAUUGGCCGGACAGUCAAACAUUAACAAAAGCACUGGUGAUUCUUAAAUCAAGCAUGUUUUUUGUUCCCCUAACUUUGAUUGUAGUCCUGCACUCCAUCACAAUGCACACCCUCUUCAGAGGUAGAAACACCUUCCAACUUCAACAACAUAAUGGGGAUAGGAACUUGUUUCGCACUACUGCUAGAAAGCAAAGACGUCAAAGAAAAGCCGUCAAGAUUAUCCUUGCAACUCUUGUCUCCAUAAUAAUGUGCUGGGGGCCUUUCCAUAUUCUAACCUUGUUUCUGCUGCUCCGGCAAGACGAAGGAUUCGGAAGGAAUGUCUACAUUGCUUACACUGUUUCUGUCUGGUUGCUGUUUUCUCACUGCUCUGUUCUUCCAUUUAUUUUCUUCUUUUUGACAAAGAAAGGUAAGGAGACUAUGGACACUUUUUCACUUUGCCUUCGAACCUGCUCCAUGCCGGGAGGCUCUAACUCUGGAUCUCUGUUGCUUGACACUUCCAAUAACCAUGGAAGCAGAGGAAGCAGCUUCCGAGGGAGUGUGCGGUAUUCAAGCUGGCGAAAAGGGUUUGCAGUCGUCAGCGAAAGUCGUUUGUAGUUAAAUUUUGUAAAAAGGCUAUACGAGAAACGAGAAGAAAGAGUUCAAAAACCAAGUAUGCUUGAAAAGUGAAGCAAUGACUGCAUGUGUCAUUUUAAGAAAGCCUAAAACCCAUUCAAGGAAACCUUCAAAUGUGGCUGCGCCCCAACUUUAAGCCUUAUCCAAAUCUUUGGGUAAUUUUUAAUCAGAAUGCAAAAGCCAGCAAUCAUGACUUCACCCUCGGAGGUGCUUGUUGAUCCGCCUGAAGGGGCAUUAUAGUAUAUUUUAGUAUUAGUUUUAUUCUAUGGUCUAUGAUUUGUUUUUAAACUCCUGCACAGCGUAAAUUUUUAAAUCGAUAGGGACACAUCAUGUUGACUAUAGUUGUACUAAUUGACAGUAUUUAUAUUCAUUAUCCCUGAGCGUUCAAUAUGUGAUUAGAAAGUCGAAUAUCAUAAGUAAUGUUUCUAGGAAUAUGUCAAAGCAGGGGGCUGAAACAGUCUAAACGUGAGCCUCGUUUUCAAACAUUUCCCUCGAUAAUGAAUAACCGAAAAUAGUCUUAUGUCAAAGCCACUCAAUGACUUCUUUUGGUCUCAAUAUUACCCUUAAAAGUAUGGGUUUCUCUUAAUUAGCUUUGGUAAUACUUACACGGUGAUCCAGAGUCACUUGUCCGGUUACAUAAAGAUUUUUCUCUUUAGUAGAAACUUGAAUACUGGGUGGUUAUAAGUGAAACUCAAACACAAACGACUGUCGAGCAUUACUUACCGCGAAGAAGAAAGAGCCGGACCUCUGGCUACACUUCAGCGGAUUAUGAAUGAUAUCUGAAGAAUGUCUGCCAGAACAAACAAUCCAGUCCAUAUCCUGAAUUUGCCAAGGAACAGGAACUUUUAACAAUUAUUUUAGUAGUGGUAUCGGUCCAAUUAUAGGGACUUUUUCUGCACAUUUAUGCAAGUAGGGAGAGCAGGAGGUGGGCGCAUUAGAAGUAGUGUGUUGGAGGGGUCAUGAGCAUAAAAUCCGAAAAUUCAUUAACAUAGAAAUCCUAAUUAUUAGGAGCAGGAGAGUGUAAACGAUUAUUGGGCUGCCCCUGGGCAACGCCUAAUUAAGUUCUGAGUAGCGUCUUUGCCGAAAUGAAAUGCAAAAUGGCGGACGCAUAACCAAGAGGGGGUUUCGUGUUCCGUCCCUCCUGCAAUGGGGACAAUUACUUGAUUUUUCGGGGAAAUAGGAUUAGUCAUUUCAGAUAUAAACAAACAGACUCGGCUUGGAACGAAAACAAAAUUCUGGAGUUAAGUUAUCAGUCCUGACUAAACUUCACAGUCAAUCGCAUUCGGUAUACCCCUGACGUAAAUUAUGUGACGUAAUAAAGCUUGGUGAAGCAAAGGUGUGGUACGUAACGCUACAGUGCAGUUAUCGUGGAUUGGACAGCGGAAGAGCUGGUCAGCAUGGAUAGAAAAACUAGGAAGAUAUUGGCAGUGAAUGGUUGUCUACACCAAGGAAAGAAGGGGAAGGGGGAUGCUUGGUAUUGAGUAGUGUGUCAAGGAGGAGAGCAAAACCUGCAUGGCUACCUGAGAAAAAGCACAGAGUGGGUGCGAAUGGUUUUGAAGGAAAAGGUGCUUGUUGAAAAAAAAUCUUCAGGACUACCAGAGGAGAAGGAAAGAGGAGAAAGUUAAGAACUGGAAGGAAAAAAGCCCUACAUGGAGAGUUUUCUCUACAAACUUCAGAUGUGUCUGGAGAGGAGUCCUGGUUGGAGAUGGCUCAGGAAUGUGUUGUUAAAGAGGGGAAAAGAAGGCUUUAUCCUCGCCGCACUAGAGCAAGCUUUAAGAACAAUUCGGUCAAGCACAGCAUAAAUAAGACACCUGAGACAUCACUGGGCAGAUUAUGUGGUGACUCCACUGAAACAGUACGACAUAUUGUCAGCGGAUGCAGCAAGCUUGCCCAGAGAGAAUAUAGGAAGAAUCAAGACAAGGUGGCCCUACAGGUACACUAUGAGCUAUGCAGAACGUAUGGGUUAGAGCGUACCGACAAGAAGUACGACCAUCAUCCCGUACCAGUUGCGGAAAAUGGAGAAUUGAGAAUAAUUAACAAUUAUUCUUUGAAAUCGAGGUGA